This is a messenger RNA of Aspergillus pseudonomiae, 658 nucleotides long. Its product is annotated as DUF3759 domain-containing protein. The transcript has 3 exons. The record is from RefSeq and is a predicted model, not a curated record. Lineage: Eukaryota; Fungi; Ascomycota; Eurotiomycetes; Eurotiales; Aspergillaceae. The coding region runs from base 130 to 459 and encodes 109 amino acids.
AGGGGCAGGCCAGGUCUCGCCAUCUUUUAUAAACCCCUCUCUGACCCCUCCCCCUCUUCCCUCUUUUCUCAUUCAUCUCAUCACAGUCUCUCUUCCAAUAACGACAUUAUCACACAUCCUUCAUUCACCAUGGGUUGGUUCGAUGACGACAGUGACCAGGCUCGCCACUACGAGCAGUUCAACAACUACGACGGUAGCGAGGAGCACAAGGCCAAGUUCAGCCAUGAACUCAUUGCCGGUGCCGCCUCCUUCGAGGCCAUGAAGGCCUACAACGACCACUGCGAAAAGAACGGCAAGCCCCAGAACCACGAGACCGCCAAGGAGCUCCUGGCCGGUUUCGCCGGUGCCUUCAUCGACCGCGAGGUCGAGACCAAGGGUCUUGACUUUGUUGACCGGGAGCGGGCCAAGCACCACGCCCGUCAGCAGCUCGAGGAGGCCUCCUCUCGCGACUUCUACUAAGCGCCUUCGCGGGAUCCAGCUAUGAUUGUGUUUUUGUCCUAGCUCUGUCGAUAUAUAUACCAAUUUGAAUACCAAUAUACCACGUGCCAUCUGUUUCUUCUAUACGUCCCACCAUGAUAGGUACCUAAGAAAACAGGAAAGGAUCUAGAUAAAAUGCACCUCAUCCUUAUGAAUGCCCCCAUUCCGGACCAACUCAUCC